AUGAAGUUCGGCAAGAGAUUGCUGCAGGAAAGUAUGCAGAGCAAUACAGAGUGGGCUCCAUUCUGGCUGAACUACAAGCGUCUUAAAGUGCACAUCAAGGCCGUGACUUGCGCGGCGCACCACGCUACCAAUCAGCGAGAUAUUUCGGAAUCCAAACUCGAGGUGGCAUUCUUCCGUGACUUGCAGGCCGAGCUGAAGAAGAUUUCGCUGUUUUAUGUGGCAGAAGAGAAACGUUGCUCGUCUCGAUUUCAUCAGCUACGUUCUGUGCGCAAGAGCCUCAAGAAACGAGAUAAGAACGAGAUGUCGGAACUGCUACGACUGUUGCUUGCCUUUGUGCAUUUCUAUCGCGAUUGCAUCCGCCUUGAAAAUUUUGCUGUGAUGAAUUUUCAGGGAUUUUCUAAGAUCCUUAAAAAGCACGAUAAAAUGACAGAAUACAAUACGCGGUAUAAGUACAUGCGGCGAAAGGUGAAUUUAAUGCCGUUCUCCAGCUCCCCAAAGCUACUACAGAUUUUGUAUAGCACAGAGGUAAUAUUUCACGAGAUUGAGCGCGACGUCGGCAUGAGUUCCGCUACUUCCUCUAUGACACUCAGUAACAUACCAUCAGCAGCGACCGUCCCGAGUUGGAAAGCGCAUCUUUCGGUGGCGCAAUCCCCAAUGAGUUUUUCUCGACCUCGCUAUACUUUGUCGCUCCCUUCUAUGCUUCCCUCGCUCCAUAUUGCGUUGUCAACACAAGCUGCGUCGGUACCCAGUUUAAAGCCAAGAGAACAGAGUGUCAGUAAUGGAUAUUAUUACGUCGGCAUGGGAUUAGCAUGA
Plasmopara halstedii is the source of this 813-nucleotide messenger RNA. Its product is annotated as Protein involved in vacuolar polyphosphate accumulation, contains SPX domain. Bases 1 to 813 code for a protein of 270 amino acids. The record is from RefSeq and is a predicted model, not a curated record. The transcript is spliced from 4 exons. Gene Ontology annotation, biological process: cellular response to phosphate starvation. NCBI's taxonomy places the organism in Eukaryota, Oomycota, Peronosporomycetes, Peronosporales, Peronosporaceae.